Messenger RNA from Zootermopsis nevadensis, 1494 nucleotides. RefSeq names its product protein FAM76A. Gene Ontology annotation, cellular component: nuclear speck. NCBI's taxonomy places the organism in Eukaryota, Metazoa, Arthropoda, Insecta, Blattodea, Termopsidae. The record is from RefSeq and is a predicted model, not a curated record.
CAAAACAUUCGCUACAGUAUUAAUCAUUUCAUAUUGAUCAUUACGUGUGAUCAAUGAAGACGUCAUGCACGGUACGUUUAGCUGUCUUGUCCAUUUGGCAAAACCUUAUUUUCUCCCACUAUGGCCAAAACAUUUAAUGACGUCAUAUGCAAGAUGGAGGUUACUUGUAGAUGUUUACAUCACGUUUGAAAAUUUGCUGUGCACUUAGUAAGAAUAUUUUGUGAAAUUAUGAAUAUGUCAGCUUUGUUUGCAUGCUCAAGAUGUUUUUCGAGGCAUCCCUUUGAAGAAUUAUCAUCAGGACAACAAUUAUGUAAGGAAUGUCGGGGAGCAUUUCCUGUUGUUAAGUGUACAUACUGCCGUUCAGAAUUUCAGCAGACCAAUAAAGGGAGUCCUAGUGCUAUCUGUAAGAAGUGCGAAACAAAUGUGAAACAAUUUGGAAAACCAACAGCGUGCGAGUAUUGCAAUAUUAUUGCCGCGUUCAUUGGUAACAAGUGUCAACGCUGCACCAACUCAGAGAAGAAGUAUGGUCUGCCAGUCACGUGCGAACAAUGCAAACAGAAGUGUGCCUUUGAUAGAAAGGAUGAAGAUAAGAAGGUUGAUGGCAAAUUGUUAUGUUGGCUGUGCACAUUGUCGUACAAACGGGCUCUUGCUAAGACAAAGCAGAGUGACGCAGAGCGACGAGCGCACAUCAAAUUAGCAGCCCAGAGAGCUGCCAAGAACAAAGAACAUGGGAAACACAAGGGCCAUAGCAAACGUCCGCACCGGGUAGAUGUGACAAAAUUAAGCCAACCCAGCGGUGAGAAGGACGGAGAAGGAGGCCCACCGACAAAAGUGUCCCGUGGAGGGUCUGGGGCAGGGAACAACAGAGGAGACCCACAUGAUCCGAACUCGUCGGAUCACGUUGUUGCCAUGACGCAGCUGAAGGAGCAGAUUGCGUCUUUGCAGAAACAGUUGAACCAGAAAGAUUCUCAGUUGUUGAGCAAGGACAAACUGAUCACAGAAUUAAAAGCUAAACACUUCACAGUUGAGAAUGAACUUCGAAACAAGAUGAAAAACAUACAAAAGGAACAUGAAAAGAAAGUGGAAAAUCUUUCUCAAAAAAUUAAAUCACUACAGAAGGAAGUGGCAACAUUGUCCAAGAGUGGAAAGAAGCAAAUGUUUGUAGCGGCACGGGAAGUGGGUGGUGGUGGCAGUGGUAGUGGUACAGACAGUCCAUCCCUAGCGUAGUAAAUAGUUUUGCACUUUAGACUUCAGUUUGUAAUGCAUUUUAAGGCGGUGCUGCAGUCAGACGUGUUUUUUGCAUUACAAAAGAAUGAUCUGAUGCAGCAUUGUUUGGCAAGAGGGUAAUCGGAUCACGCGUACGGCAAAUUUAUUUACUAGUUUUAUUUUUUAUCGUGCAAGUGAAGGGAUCUUGUCUUUAGUGAUAUGGAUUGGACAUGAUUGGUAUGAAAGAAAGUAAGAAAUAAGAAUGAAAGAUUUAUAUAAAAAAUAGUU